Messenger RNA from Xenopus laevis (African clawed frog), 5411 nucleotides. It is a transcript of the gene cd109.L, whose product is annotated as CD109 antigen-like. NCBI's taxonomy places the organism in Eukaryota, Metazoa, Chordata, Amphibia, Anura, Pipidae. Bases 124 to 4428 code for a protein of 1434 amino acids. The record is from RefSeq and is a predicted model, not a curated record. The transcript is spliced from 33 exons.
AGGAGUUAUUACAAGCCUGGCUGCAUGAAUCACUAAUUCCUCUGCUUGGUUAUACAGUUUGUUUAGUCAGUGUGUAAUAGGAGGACAUAGAAACAGUUUGGGGAGAGAGCCUGAAACUAAAGGAUGCUGCUGCUGGAAGGGCUGAUCAUAUUCCCUCAUAUUCUUUGCUUCAUAUCAAGUUCUGCAUACGCGGCAGCAGGACCCAUAUUCUUGAUCACUUCUCCCAUGGAUAUACGGCCAGGCGUAAACCUGACACUAGGCAUUGAGAUGCUAAAAGAGAGCCCUCCCUUAGUAAAAGUAGUGGCUGAACUCCAAAAAGAUGAACAUACAUUGCUGGAGGGAGAAAGCUUCUUUAACAGAGGAACCUUUGGAACAUUGGUGCUUCCUCAACUUCCAUUAAAUAGCGUUAACGGAAAGUAUGAACUAAACGUAAAAGGAUAUUAUGAGGAAAAGCUGAUAUUUUUCAACAAGACAUCCUUGGAGUUUAAGUCCAAAGGUUUCUCUGUCUUCAUUGAAACAAACAGUGUUUUUUAUAAGCCUGGCCAAGAAGUCAAGAUACGCAUACUCGCCUUCUCUUUACUCAUGAAGCCUUACAGAUCUACAGUCGAUAUAUACAUUUUGGACCCUCAGGGAAAUUUAAUUGAACAAUGGCUUGAAGAGGAGAUGGAGUUAGGUGUUGUAUCCCAAAUCCUAUACCUCAGCAAUAACCCUCCUCUAGGGGACUGGACUAUAAAAGUGAAGUUGCAUCAACAGCUUCAUUAUCAAACAUUUACAGUUAUGGAACAUGUUUUACCCAGAUUUGAAGUUUUGCUAAACACACCAUUAUAUCAUUCGAUAAAAAAUCUUCAUCUUGAAGGUACAGUUACUGCAAAGUACACAUAUGGAAUGCCUGUUAGAGGAAAACUUUCAGUUAUGUUAAGUCAUAAUUCAAUCUACAAGAAGAAAUCAAACAUUACCAAAGAUUUUGUGAUAAAUGGAUCUGCAAAAUUCAGCUUCAGUAACCAAGAGCUAAGAGAGCUUAUGAAAAAUGCAGAUUAUGAAUCUAAUAAAAUUACUGGCCCAGUGGACAUUGUUGUUGAUGUUAAGGAGUCACUUACAGGCAUUACAGAGAAUGUGACCACAAGUGUGUUUGUAAUUGACAAAGAAUAUAGCGUUGAAUUUUUGGACUAUCCCACUGUCCUGAAGCCAAUGCUUAACUUCACAACACGUCUGCAGAUUCUGCGGUAUGAUGGAAGGAAGCUGACUGCUGAAGAAAGAGAGAAUGAAGUUGCAGUGACAGUAACACAGACCAGAAGGUUUCCUUUUGGAGACAACCCUGUUAAAAUGAACACAACUCAGAAUGACGCAGAAGAUUAUGUGCAAAUUGAACAACUUACACGCUAUACUGUUCCCAAAAAUGGGUUCAUUUCUUUUGAGAUUCCGCUCUUGGCUGAUAUCACCCAUUUAUAUAUUAAGGCUGAAUUUUUGGAUGCUAAAAAUAAUCUUUUUAUUAAUGAUCUGUUUAGCUCACUAAAUGGUACAUAUAUUCAAAUUAAGAAAGCAGAACAAGAUUUAAAGGUUGGAACACCAUUUAUCCUUUCUGUAGAUGGAAGUAUUCCUUUAAAGGACAUAAGUUACCUGGUUGUAUCCAAAGGUCAGAUUGUGACUGGAGGUAAAAGUAACCUCAAGGAUAUUACCCUUAAUCCUGAAAAUACGUGGACCCCAGAAGUGUGCUUAAUUGUUUAUCAUGUAGCUAAUGAUGGCACAGUUAUAAAUGAUGUCACAACAGUCUCCGUGCAGCCCAUCUUUGAAAACAAGGUUUUUGUUUUUUGGAAUAGAACUCAGGCAAGGCCAGGUGAAACAGUUUCCCUUAAUGUCAUUGUUGCUGAGCCCAAUUCACUUGUUGUGCUUUCAGCAAUAGACAAAAGAGUGAAGCUUUUUGGGGACAGACAAGAAAUUUCUACAGCAAAUGUGCUAAAGGAGUUAAAAAGCUACAGCACUUCUCACAUACAACAUUACACUAACCCCUCUGAAGUUUUUGAGAUGUGUAAUAUUGGAGUGAUGACUGAUGCCAACAUUGAAGUUCAUGAUCAUUUUGAUAUUUUGUUGGAAUCUGGCUUUGAUAUACCAAUACAAGGAGCUCUUCCUGUUCAUUUUGGCAGCCCUCGGAUAAGAUCCCUUUUCCCAGAGACGUGGCUUUGGAAUCAUUUAACAACUGGAUCCACAACACAUAUGGCACUUGACUUGAAGGUGCCAGAUGUCAUCACUGCUUGGAUCACCAGUGCUUAUGUGAUAUCAGAGAAUUUGGGAUUCGGAAUGCUGGCAGUCCCAGAGCAGCUGGAAGCCUUUCAACCAUUUUUUGUUUCCUUACAUUUGCCCAGUUAUGUUAUCAGAGGAGAACAAUUUGUGUUGGAAGUAAUUGUCUUCAACUAUUUGCAGGAAGAAACUGAGGUGUCUGUAAUGCUUGAAAAAAGUGAUGCUUUUGAAAUUCAGUUAACGUUUGUAAAUGCAAGUGAGAGCCAACAGACUGUGUCAAUCCCAAGCCAAGAAGGAAAAAUUGUUUUCUUUCCAAUCAAACCAAUCCAUCUUGGCGAGAUUCCUAUUACUGUAAAAGCCAUAUCCUCUCUUGCUUCAGACGCUGUAACUCAGAAACUACAAGUUAAGGCAGAAGGAGUAGAACAGUCCCAUUCACAGACACUCCUUUUGGAUCUGAUGGGCAAUAAACCAAAAUCCAUUUCACAGACUAUGAAUUUUACAUUCCCUCCUGAUGUAGUAAGUGGCAGUGAAAAGGCAUUUAUUACUGUUGUUGGUGAUCACCUCGGGCUCUCAAUUAGAAGCAUAGAGUCAUUAAUUCAAAUGCCAUAUGGAUGUGGUGAACAGAACAUGAUAAGAUUUGCUCCUAACGUUUUCAUUAUGGAAUACCUAACCAGGACAAAGCAACUGAAUGAAGAGAUUGCCCAUAGACUUAUUUCAUUUAUUAAAAAUGGCUAUCAGAGAGAGCUUGUCUAUCAAAGGGAGGAUGGAUCAUUUAGUGCAUUUGGAAAUAGGGAUCCUUUUGGAAGUACAUGGUUAUCAGCAUUUGUUCUGCAAUGUUUUUUAAAAGCAAGACCAUUUAUACUAGUUGAUCCUGUGGUACUGCAUGAAACACUAACGUGGCUUUUGAAACACCAGAGGAAAAAUGGUGAAUUCUGGGAACCUGGGACAGUGAUUUAUGCUCAAAUUCAAGGUGGCCAGCACAGUGCAAUUACUCUAACUGCCUACAUUAUGGCUGCUCUCAUUGAAUACCCGGGACUAAAGAACUCCUCUCAAGUGGCAGCUGCAACAGAUUACUUAGAAUCGCAAAUGGAUGAAAUAAUUUCAGACAAUUACACCCUUAGUCUUGUGACAUACGCACUUUCAUUGGUUGGAAGAAGCAAAGCAAAAGAAGGGAUGGAUCUUCUGAACAAGAGAGCAGAACAAGAAGGGCAAUUGCGAUUUUGGAAAUCUUCAGCACCUAGUUGCCAGCAUCCAUGUACUACAGAUAUAGCAAUUUCUUCCUAUGCUCUUCUGUCCCAUGUGGUCCAGAAUCGAGUUUCAGAAGGGAUACCAGUAAUGAAAUGGUUAAGCCAACAGCGAAGUCAUCUUGGUGGUUUUUCCUCUACUCAGGAUACUAUUAUAGCUCUGCAAGCAAUAUCUUCGUUUGCAUCUGUGUAUACAAUAAGCAAACAAAUGCUGACAAUUACAGUGAAUUCUCACUCCCUGAAUUCUACUGCAACCUUUCAGAUUGACUCAAACAACCGCAUUCUUCUUCAAACGAAACAACUUGCUACUCAGCAGCAAAUGAACUUCACUGUACAUGCAGAAGGUAUUGGUUUUGCCAUUUUACAGUUUCACACAAUUUACAAUCUGAAAAAUCCAUUUGCAUCAGGAAGGCACAAGUCCAAAUCAAGUCAAGAUGCGUUUGAUCUAAGUAUUACUGUACUUGACAACAAAGAUAAUUUAAAUGUUGUCUCUUUAAAUAUUUGCACAAGAAAAAUACUAAUUGAUGGCUCUACCCAGACUGGGAUGGUUCUAAUGCAAGUGGACUUACUUAGUGGUUUCAGCUUGGCUCCUAAAGGAGUCACAGUGAAAUAUCCAAUCAAAAAAGUGGAUUAUAAUGAAGGCAAAAUCAACAUUUACUUUGACUUUAUCAACCAAACUGAAGUUUGCAUAGAUGUCCCAGCUACUAGAGAUUUUAAAGUUGGAUACACCCAAGAAGCUUUUGUAUACAUUGUUGAUUACUAUAAUCCAGGUCAAAUGGCAAUCAGAAGCUACAAUUCAGAAGUAAUGCAGCAAGUUUCACCUUGUUCUUUCUGCAAAGAUGACUGCAAUCGAUGUAUACCAGGGAAUCAAGCUAUAAGGACUGAACCAAAAUCUUUUAUCAUUUGCAUGUUUAUUAUUUUGCUGCUAUUUCAACUGAUGUUACUAUAAGCAAUACAUAUUCCUUCUUAACAAUCAACCCACCUAUGUUUUUGAAUGUUGUGUGCCCAAAGAUGCAUAAAACCAGAAAACACCUGAAAUGGUCCAAUACAAUUACCAUGUCAGUCAUGCUGCCCUCUCUUACUGAUAUUGGAAUUUAUAUAUAAUAUUUUUGUUAAUUUUGCCCAUUGUAUUGACAAAGUUACUUCUGAUGAAUUGUGUACAAAUGUAGUCAAGUGCAAUAAUUGCAAUAACAGUGUAACAGAGGGCACACGGGAGUCUUGGAAUUAACUCCUGCAUUGAGGAGGUGUUUCUUUAAGAGUUCUCUAUAACAUAUACACACAACUCACUUAGUGAAUAGUAUGCUCAUACUAUAAUGAUGUCAUGUGCAAAAAGAAACACUAUUUACACACAAAUUCAGUAAAAAAAAAAAAACAAUUCCCAGUGAUUUGAGCCCAAUUUCCCAAUGUAUCUUCUAAUUUGCAUCUUUGCACAGGUAAAUCACAGGUAAAUCAUGCAUUCCCGCAAUGGCUUGUUUUAAAGGGGCAUGCUAUUGCGCGGGACUCUGUUGAAAAUACUGUUUUGGAGUAAAAAAAUAUGGUGAAUAUUGCUCCAGUUUCUAAAACUAACAUUUAUGAAUGCUGUUAAACCACCACUUCACAGACCAAUACAAAGUGCAGAUUAAUGUUAAAAUCCAUUGGCGAGUUAUGAGACAUGGCUUCAGUUCUGAGAUACAAAGCAGGACAUGCUGUUGGUCGUUUCUCCUCUUACACUUGCAGCCAAGUAAUAAUCAAACAUUAUCCCAGCAUUUCAAUAGUCUGCCAGUUUGUAUUUAACGCCUGUGUAAUAUAGUUUUUUGUCAGAACGUAGAAUUUUGUAGAUGCGCUCUCAGUCCAUAUUUAACCUUCCAAAACUGUUUUGUGUAAUAUUAUCCUAUACACUAUGAGCCCAGCAAACUGGCACUUGUUACUAGAAGAGCCUGUAACUCACUGAUA